CAAAACGUACAGGAAGCGUUGUUUCUGAUUUCACAUGCUUUACAAUGGCUGCGACAUUACCACUGAAUCCUAAACCGUUCCUAAAUGGGUUGACAGGCAAACCUGUGAUGGUCAAACUAAAAUGGGGAAUGGAGUACAAGGGAUAUCUAGUAUCAGUUGAUGGAUAUAUGAAUUUACAGCUUGCAAACACAGAGGAAUUUAUUGAUGGUACAUUGACAGGAAACCUGGGCGAAGUUCUCAUCAGAUGUAACAAUGUGAUGUAUAUCAGGGGAGUGGAAGAAGAAGAGGAGGAUGGUGAAAUGAGAGAAUAGAUAUUUAUUUGAACACUAUCACUUCUACUGCCAGCAGGCAAAAACCUGACAUUUUUAAAGUCAAUCUUUCCUUGCUAUUACAUCAUGCAGCAAUCUCGUGAAAACAUAAUUGUGGUGCGGACCAUCAUCAUAACAACCUGAAUACAUUUCAAUACAAGAUGAAAGUUCAAUACAAGCUGACACAAAGUAAACUCUUGCAGAGAUUAUCAUUCCUGUAAUUUUAUUUCUUUUUGACUAGUAAACUGUUUUUUAUUCAAAUGCA
Molecule: messenger RNA, 573 nt
Organism: Saccoglossus kowalevskii
Lineage: Eukaryota; Metazoa; Hemichordata; Enteropneusta; Harrimaniidae
Product: small nuclear ribonucleoprotein F
Biological process (GO): mRNA splicing, via spliceosome; spliceosomal snRNP assembly
Cellular component (GO): U1 snRNP; catalytic step 2 spliceosome; pICln-Sm protein complex
Molecular function (GO): RNA binding
Source: RefSeq, a predicted model, not a curated record